Cyprinus carpio (common carp) is the source of this 1466-nucleotide messenger RNA. Its product is annotated as armadillo repeat-containing protein 1. The record is from RefSeq and is a predicted model, not a curated record. NCBI's taxonomy places the organism in Eukaryota, Metazoa, Chordata, Actinopteri, Cypriniformes, Cyprinidae. Gene Ontology annotation, molecular function: metal ion binding; protein binding.
UUGGUCGGGAGAGAAGGGCUGGCGCCUGUAGCCAAUUGGCUUGAAGGAUUUAGAAACGUUGCCAGAGACCUUUGACCAAUCAUUUUGUUUGAACAGAAGCAGUGGGAAGUUUUGUAUUUAAGGUGUGCGCUAAAGUAACGGUGGUGAUAUCCACAAAAAUGAUGGACGCGUUAUCAGUAGUCACACAGCUGCGGGACCUGGCAUCAGAACCACAGAAUCGGGAGGUAAUUGUUCAGGACCAGGGUUGCCUUCCAGGACUAGUGCUGUUCCUCGACCACAAAGACCCUCAAGUACUUUUUGCCACCCUCCAGACUUUGCGAUACCUGGCUGAAUCAGCUCACAACAUCAGCACCAUGAAAAAUGAGCUUGGCAUGAUGGUGAGCCUGGAGAUACUGAUGGAGAGGACUGGUAUGACAACUGAUAUUACAGACCUUGCAAAAGAGGUGUAUGAAGUGUUGAGUGCUCAAACACAGAGACAGGCUUGUCAGAUUCCAGAGCAACAGAAGAGGAGGAACAAACCCCAGUUCUUCAUCAACAGCUCCAACAAGAAAGCAAAAUCAGUUACCCUGCAUAUACAAGGCUUAGAUGGGGCAGAUCAGAGAGGUGUGUGUGAGGAGGCCCUUUUGAGGGUCAAAGGUGUAAUCAGCUUCACGUUCCAGAUGGCUCUGAAGAGAUGUACUGUACGCAUCCGUGCUGACCUGCCCACUGAGAGCCUGGCCACUGCUAUUGCUGCCACAAAAGUGCUUUCAGCUCAGCAGGUAGUGAAAAAUGAAAAUGGAGAAGAGGUUCUCAUUCCACUCAGCACCUCUGGCUCAAAGGUAGAAGAGAAUUCCCACCUGCCAGAUUACCUACCAGAGGACGAGAGUCCGGAGAAAGAGCUGGACCGAGCCGUGUCCCGUACUGGUGCUAAACAAGACACCGGUGGCAGCUGGCUGAACACAGCAGCCAAUUUCCUCACUAAAACUUUCUACUGGUAAAGCUUGAGUUUCACAGACUUUUCCUGUCUGAGUUUGGACCUAAACAUUUUUUUAAGCGAGAUCAGCAUGGAAGAGAAAGUGGCACCACUAUCAUAGCUUGAAGCACUAAUGCAAGGUCGAGGAACUGACAAAUGUGCUUUAUCAAGCUACAAAAGGUGUUGUUCGGUUUAUGAGCACAACCUUUCACACAAAAGUGUGUGUGUGAGAUCUCAGCCACAUCACAAAUCUGUACUGUUAUAUAGAUGUUGAGUUCAUGUUGUACAUUUAUGUAUAUAAAAACAUGUCUUUCCACCCUCUCAGGAUCAGAAAUGUUCUGUUUCUGCUGUCACGAUUGUGUGUUGUAUCGUCUUUCCACCUGAUUUCUUGUAAAUAUUUCCAUUUUGGUUUGUUAUUGGGGAAAGUAUCUAUGUUGAGUCUCAUCUAUUAAUGGAAACAACUGAAAGGCAGAUUAAAUGUCUAAUGCUGUGUAAAAUAAAGGUUUGGAAGGAA